Molecule: messenger RNA, 1107 nt
Organism: Paraphaeosphaeria sporulosa
Lineage: Eukaryota; Fungi; Ascomycota; Dothideomycetes; Pleosporales; Didymosphaeriaceae
Exons: 1
Coding region: 1-1107 (368 amino acids)
Biological process (GO): regulation of cell cycle
Cellular component (GO): nucleus
Source: RefSeq, a predicted model, not a curated record
AUGCCUCCCAAGCCGGCCUCCCUCCGCACCCUCCUCGACCUCACCUCUACAACCCUUGCCCUCCUCACGCACUUCCAAUCCUCGCUCUCGCCCACCGCCACAGCUGACGCCUCUAUCCCGCCGCCACCAAACCCCCUCCAGGCCCUCAAGGCCUGCACCUCGCUUCUAAAAUCGCACACGACGACGCUCUCGCUGCUGCUCCUUACCCCCCCGCUCACACCCAGCGCGAUAAUCACAAAAAUCGGGGAUGUGAGCUCGGGCCCGCUCACGGGGCUGGUCGGCGCGGCGGUCGCGGAGGGUGAACUCGGCGACCUCAUGCAGGCCGAGGUCAAAGUCCAGGUGCGGAGGUUGCUGGGGGCGUGGGGCGAGGUCGUUGGGUGUGUAGUGAGACUUGCGGAGAGGAGGAAGAAGCUCGAAGACGAAGGCGGGGCGGCGCAGGCGAAGAAGGACGACGGGCCGACUGAGGGCGAGAGGCAGGCCGUGCUUGCCGCGACCGGGGUUGUCUGGGAGGCGUGCGAUGCGCUGGUCAAGCUCUGCGAUGGGGGGAUUGCGGGGCUGGUGGUGCGCAAAGCGGAGGAGUGGAGAAGCGUGCUGUUGGAUGCGGUGGAGGAGCUGAAGGAGUGGGGUGACGAUGUGGACGACGAUGACGCUGAGGAGGGCGGCAGUGAUGGAGAGUUUGGGGAUGAAGAUGAGAUGUUUGGCGCGGCUAACAAGCUCGGGAAGGAGGACAAAGAAUUGAAAGAGGUGUUGGACAAGAGCGUGAAGAAGCUAAAGAUGGUCGGCGUGCUGUACCAGGCGCUGAUCAAGAGGCGGCUGAAGACCUUCCCGAGCAUUUCGCCGGCGACGGCAGCGAGUGCUAAGGGACACAAGAAUCCUAUGACGACGCUGGAAGAGCUCAUGAAGUUGAUCAAGUCGAUGCCAGAGCAGGUGGACGAUCUCGCGAGCGCAUUCUACGAUCUAGACGCAGACGAAGCCAAGACGAUGCUAGACAAGUGUUGCGGAGAAGCCAAGAGUGCUGCUACUCUGGUCAAGCAGAACUGGUCGGGCAAUGACGACGAGUUCACGGCGUGGUCGACAAAGUGGGUGGAUGCUCUCAACGCACCUUGA